AUGGAUUCGUACAAGAAUAUUACCGAAGUUGAAAUGAAUAAGCUCGUUCUCCCUUCGCAUACAAACGAGCGACAAGAACACUGCCUCAGUGGUGGACAACUUCUGAAGUGGAUGGACGCAGCAGCUUGUCUGUCGGCUGAGAAACACGCUCGAACUUCUUGUGUGACGGCCUCCAUCGACGAACUCUACUUUGAACAACAAAUCUACGUUGGCCAAGUGGUUAACAUCACUGCGAGAGUAAAUCGCGCUUUCCAUACAAGUAUGGAAGUUGGAGUGUCGAUAAGAGUGGAAGACCUGCUUAGUGGCGAGAUACAACAUGUUUGUAACGCUUUCUUUACUUUCGUAGCCCUGGAUAAGAACCACCAAAAACAGCAAUUGACCCCCGUGGUUCCUUUCACAGAGGAGGAGGAAUCACAAUACGCUCUCGCCAACGAGAGGAGGAGAAUGCGUAUUCAAUACCCAGUCAACCUGAGAGAGCUCGCUAAAAAGUACAAUGAACAGCUUGACUGUGAAAUGUGCAGUUCGGAGAAUGAGACCCGCACUAACGGAGACAUUUUACCUGCUAAUACCUCGCUAGAAAGUGUAGAGCUAGUUCUUCCUCCACAUGCAAACCAUCAUCAAACAGCAUUCGGGGGUCAGAUCAUGGCAUGGAUGGUAGCCGCUUGCACCAUCACAGCUACUCGCUUGUGUCGGUCUUACCCGCAACUGGAAGCAGUCGAUGAGGUCAAGUUCCGUGGACCCAUCAAAGUGGGAGACCGAGUGGUCAUCAAGACGAUGGUGAACAACACGUAUGACGUCCAUAUGGAGGUGGGAUGUCGAGUAGAAGCUUACUCCAUCGGUGGUGAGGUGCGACAUGUAAAUAGUGCGUUCUUGAUUUUUGCGGCUCCGCGGUGCGGUGAUGGGAGAGGAGGCUUAAAAAUGUUACCCAAGUUAAGGAUGGGGACGGACGAAGAAAAACGACGAGCAUUAGAGGCUAUGGCUCGAAAACGCCUGCGCUUUGAGCGUGAACAAAUCCGCAAAUCUGUUGGUCCUGUGAUCGCCGUACCUUGGAACCAAUGCAAUGGUCAGUUGCUUAACUAUAGCAACAUAGAGGCUUUGGUGAAACUAUACCAGCUAACAAAAUGGCAAGAGGUGCAAUCGUCUGAUGGUGUCACGCUCUCCAAGUGUGAAAGUGACAACUAUCUCUGUGUAAAGGUCUCGCUCUCUAUUCAGCUCCGGGCUGAAAUUAUUUUCACGUUACUGAGGGACGAGAAAGCCCGUAAAGAAUGGGAUCCUCUUUUGAUUAAAGUUCAAGUGAUGGAAGUCGUUGAUAACGAUGAUGAGAUACUCCAUAUGGUGCUAGAGAACAAGAUGCAUAACGCAACGAAACCAGAUGACGUAGUACUACUAGUGUCACGCAGAGCUCCAAGUGAUGGUAGAGACCACUUCACCAUCGCCUACCGAUCAGUAAUACUGACAACGCUACCUCCAUACCCACAGUACAACCGGAAAGAGCACUUGUGCUCAGGGUUACUCAUUAGAGAAACUGAGGGGCAGGAGGGUAAGUCUACUCUAACUUACAUCAAUCAAACAACACGUGAGUUACAGUCUUACGUCAUGAAAGAUUUGCAGGGUGUUACCAGCUUUUACGUCAAGCGGUUUAAGGAUCUUGAAGCAUAUCUACUACAAAUGGCGCCCAGGGUCUCUCUUACAUGA
Molecule: messenger RNA, 1695 nt
Organism: Pocillopora meandrina
Lineage: Eukaryota; Metazoa; Cnidaria; Anthozoa; Scleractinia; Pocilloporidae
Source: the annotation of a GenBank genome assembly